GCCAGCGUGGACGACAUUUGCUAUUGACAAGGCAGCACGCCGCUCUCGCUGAGGCGAGGCAAGUGGUUCAAACAGCUACUAGGCGAGCAACAUGGAUGGUGUGUGGUGCGCGAUUACUCCAGGUCUAUUGCAUCUACAAUAUUCUCAAGGCGCGCACAGAAGAGAGGUCCUCUAGUAUUAUAACAAACACAUGUAGGCCAGAUGAUGUGGAAAAUUUUCCAGGCCGAGUGAAUUGUCGUGCC
This is a messenger RNA of Amoebophrya sp. A25, 242 nucleotides long. The record is from the annotation of a GenBank genome assembly. NCBI's taxonomy places the organism in Eukaryota, Dinophyceae, Syndiniales, Amoebophryaceae.